GCGGGGCGCAUUCUCUGUGAGGAUACCGCGCCUGCGUCGCCCUUCGUUUCCAUUUCUUCCCCCUCCCCUUCCCAGCUCUGUCUCCCCGCGCUUCUCCUCGCCUUGUGCGGGGUGCAGCUGUGCCCUCUCAUCCGCUUUAUUUCCAUCUCUUGUUCCUCGCACCCAUCCCUGGAGAGUUUUCCCCUAGCCAUGGCCCAGAUCCUGCCUAUUCGCUUCCAGGAGCACUUCCAGGUUAUAUUUUGGCAGAUGAACUGAUUUCAUGCCCAACACCAAAGCGUGAAUGCGUAAUUUUCGCUCCAAAAUUUGGGCAUUAACCCAGCAAACAUUGGAUUCAGCACCCUAACAAUGGAAUCUGACAAGUUCAUUUGCAUCAGGGAGAAAGUGGGAGAGCAGGCACAAGUAGUAAUAAUUGACAUGAGUGAUCCAACAUCACCUAUCAGACGUCCAAUUUCUGCUGAAAGUGCCAUCAUGAAUCCAGCCUCUAAAGUAAUUGCACUAAAAGCUGGAAAAACGCUACAGAUUUUUAACAUUGAAAUGAAAAGUAAAAUGAAAGCCCAUGCUAUGGCAGAGGAGGUGAUCUUUUGGAAAUGGAUAUCUGUGAAUACAGUUGCCUUGGUGACAGAGACAGCAGUCUACCACUGGAGCAUGGAGGGAGAAUCUCAGCCCCAAAAGAUGUUUGACAGGCAUGCUAGUCUUGCAGGCUGCCAAAUCAUCAAUUACAGAACUGAUGAACAUCAAAAAUGGCUGUUACUGAUAGGAAUUUCAGCGCAGCAAAAUCGCGUGGUUGGUGCAAUGCAGCUCUACUCUGUUGAUAGAAAAGUCUCCCAACCUAUAGAGGGCCAUGCAGCAGCUUUUGCAGAAUUCAAAAUAGAUGGAAAUGCCAAACCUUCCACCCUCUUUUGUUUUGCUGUGAGGAGUCCUGCAGGAGGCAAGCUUCACAUAAUUGAGGUGGGUCAACCAGCUACUGGAAAUCAGCCAUUUGUUAAGAAAGCUGUUGAUGUGUUUUUCCCACCUGAGGCACAGACAGACUUUCCUGUGGCAAUGCAGAUUGGAAUUAAGCAUGGUGUUAUCUACCUGAUCACAAAGUAUGGAUAUAUUCACAUGUAUGACUUGGAGUCUGGAGUUUGCAUCUACAUGAACCGUAUUAGUGCCGACACUAUUUUUGUCACAGCUUCUCAUGAACCUACCUCAGGCAUUAUUGGUGUCAACAAAAAAGGACAGGUGCUUUCUGUAUGUGUCGAAGAAGACAACAUUGUGAACUAUGCCACAAAUGUUCUCCAGAAUCCUGACUUGGGUCUGCGUAUGGCUAUACGUAGUAAUCUUGCUGGUGCAGAGGAAUUAUUUGCCAGAAAGUUUAACACACUGUUUGCUCAAGGAAGCUAUGCAGAUGCUGCUAAAGUAGCUGCAUCUGCACCAAAGGGAAUUCUACGUACCAGUGAUACAAUCAGGAAGUUCCAGAGUGUACCAGCUCAGCCGGGGCAUGCCUCUCCACUGCUCCAGUACUUUGGAAUAUUGCUUGACCAAGGACAGCUGAACAAGUUUGAGUCUCUGGAGCUCUGUCGCCCUGUUCUACAGCAAGGCCGCAAGCAGCUUCUGGAGAAAUGGCUGAAGGAAGACAAGCUGGAGUGUUCAGAGGAGCUGGGAGACUUGGUGAAGACAGCUGACCCAACCCUUGCACUCAGUGUCUACCUUCGUGCUAAUGUGCCAAACAAAGUGAUUCAGUGCUUUGCUGAAACUGGUCAAUUCCAGAAAAUAGUACUGUAUGCUAAAAAGGUUGGCUAUACCCCAGACUGGAUCUUCUUGCUGAGAAGCGUGAUGAGAGUCAGUCCUGAGCAGGGCCUGCAGUUCUCUCAGAUGCUGGUACAGGACGAGGAGCCACUGGCUAACAUUAACCAGAUUGUGGAUGUAUUCAUGGAGAACAGUCUUGUUCAGCAGUGCACAUCCUUUCUAUUGGAUGCUUUGAAAAAUAACCGUCCAGCAGAAGGCCACCUUCAGACUCGUCUGCUGGAAAUGAAUUUGAUUCAUGCCCCACAGGUUGCAGAUGCCAUCCUUGGAAACCAAAUGUUUACACACUAUGAUCGUGCUCAUAUUGCCCAGUUAUGUGAAAAGGCAGGCUUGCUCCAGCGAGCUUUGGAACACUACACUGAUCUCUAUGAUAUUAAACGUGCUGUUGUUCAUACGCAUCUCUUGAAUCCUGAGUGGCUUGUGAAUUUCUUUGGCUCUCUCUCUGUUGAAGACUCUGUAGAGUGCUUGCGUGCUAUGCUGUCAGCCAACAUUAGGCAAAACUUACAACUCUGUGUACAGGUUGCUUCUAAGUAUCAUGAGCAGCUUGGCACCCAGUCUCUUGUGGAGCUUUUUGAAUCUUUCAAAAGCUAUGAAGGACUGUUCUAUUUCUUGGGUUCCAUUGUAAACUUCAGCCAGGAUCCAGAUGUUCACUUCAAAUAUAUCCAGGCAGCUUGCAAAACUGGUCAGAUAAAGGAAGUAGAAAGAAUCUGCCGUGAAAGUAACUGCUAUAACCCAGAACGGGUGAAGAACUUCCUGAAGGAGGCAAAGCUAACAGACCAGCUUCCUCUGAUCAUUGUCUGUGAUCGAUUCGACUUUGUUCAUGACCUGGUGCUCUACUUAUAUCGCAAUAGUCUGCAGAAGUAUAUAGAGAUCUAUGUGCAGAAGGUGAACCCCAGCCGCAUACCAGCAGUAGUUGGAGGGCUUCUUGAUGUGGAUUGUUCUGAAGAUGUCAUUAAGAAUUUGAUCAUGGUGGUUAGAGGCCAGUUCUCAACAGAUGAGCUGGUGGCUGAAGUGGAAAAAAGAAAUCGGCUUAAAUUGCUGUUGCCAUGGCUUGAAUCAAGGAUUCAUGAAGGCUGUGAAGAACCUGCGACUCAUAAUGCAUUGGCCAAAAUCUACAUUGACAGUAAUAAUAAUCCAGAGCGGUUCCUUCGUGAGAAUCCAUACUAUGACAGUCGUGUAGUUGGCAAAUACUGUGAAAAGAGAGACCCUCAUCUGGCCUGCGUUGCAUAUGAGAGGGGCCAGUGUGAUCUGGAACUCAUAAAGGUAUGCAAUGAGAACUCACUAUUUAAGAGUGAGGCUCGCUAUCUAGUACGCAGGAAGGACCCUGAUCUCUGGGCAAAUGUUCUAGAAGAAAACAACCCAUUCAGGCGACAGCUUAUUGACCAAGUUGUCCAAACAGCUUUAUCAGAGACACAGGAUCCAGAGGAGGUUUCUGUCACUGUGAAAGCUUUCAUGACUGCAGACCUUCCAAAUGAAUUAAUUGAGUUACUGGAAAAAAUUGUCUUGGAUAAUUCUGUAUUCAGCGAACACAGGAAUCUCCAGAAUCUGCUGAUCCUGACUGCCAUUAAAGCCGACCGCACUCGUGUAAUGGAGUACAUUAAUCGACUGGAUAACUAUGAUGCUCCAGAUAUUGCAAACAUUGCCAUCAGUAAUGAGCUGUAUGAAGAAGCCUUUGCUAUAUUCAGGAAAUUUGAUGUUAAUACUUCAGCAGUUCAGGUGCUGAUUGAGCACAUUGGGAAUUUAGACCGUGCUUAUGAAUUUGCAGAGAGAUGUAAUGAACCAUCAGUAUGGAGCCAGCUAGCCAGAGCACAGUUGCAGAAAGACUUGGUAAAAGAAGCCAUUGACUCUUACAUAAAGGCAGAUGAUCCAUCUGCCUACAUGGAGGUUGUUCAAGCAGCUAAUAGAAACGAUAACUGGGAGGACCUAGUCAAGUUCUUGCAGAUGGCCAGGAAGAAGGCUAGAGAGUCUUAUGUAGAGACAGAACUUAUUUUUGCCUUUGCGAAAACUAAUCGUCUCUCAGAACUGGAGGAAUUUAUUAGCGGCCCUAAUAAUGCCCAUAUACAGCAGGUUGGUGAUCGUUGUUAUGAAGAGGAUAUGUAUGAAGCAGCAAAACUACUUUAUAACAAUGUAUCUAACUUUGCUCGCUUGGCAUCUACCUUGGUGCACCUUGGAGAAUAUCAGGCAGCAGUGGACAGUGGCCGCAAAGCCAACAGCACAAGGACUUGGAAGGAGGUAUGUUUUGCCUGUGUGGAUGGAGGAGAAUUCCGCUUGGCACAGAUAUGUGGCUUGCACAUAGUCAUCCAUGCUGAUGAACUUGAAGAGCUGAUUAGUUAUUAUCAGGAUCGUGGCUACUUUGAAGAAUUGAUUGCCCUUCUGGAAGCUGCUUUGGGCCUAGAGCGUGCUCACAUGGGAAUGUUUACUGAACUCGCCAUCUUAUACUCCAAAUUUAAGCCCCAGAAAAUGAGGGAACAUCUGGAGCUCUUCUGGUCUAGAGUUAAUAUUCCAAAGGUGCUCAGAGCUGCAGAACAGGCUCAUCUCUGGGCAGAGCUUGUAUUCCUCUAUGACAAAUAUGAGGAGUAUGACAAUGCAAUAAUUACUAUGAUGAAUCAUCCUACCGAUGCCUGGAAGGAAGGACAGUUUAAAGACAUCAUUGCCAAGGUGGCGAAUGUGGAGCUGUAUUACAAAGCCUUGCAGUUCUACUUAGACUACAAACCUCUGCUGAUCAAUGAUCUUCUGCUUGUAUUAUCUCCACGACUGGAUCACACCAGGACAGUCAAUUUUUUCUCGAAGGUUAAUCAGCUGCUACUAGUAAAGCCUUAUUUGCGUUCAGUGCAGAACCACAAUAAUAAAGGAGUUAAUGAAGCUCUAAACAACCUUCUAACACAGGAGGAGGACUAUCAGGGUUUGAGAGCUUCCAUUGAUGCCUAUGACAACUUCGAUAAUAUAGCUUUGGCUCAGCGUCUGGAAAAGCAUGAGCUCAUUGAAUUUAGGCGUAUUGCAGCAUACUUGUAUAAGGGUAACAACCGCUGGAAGCAGAGUGUGGAGCUAUGCAAGAAAGACCAUCUGUAUAAGGAUGCAAUGCAGUAUGCUGCAGAAUCCAAAGAUAUAGAACUUGCAGAAAAGCUGCUUCAGUGGUUUCUGGAAGAAGGCAAGCAGGAAUGUUUUGCAGCCUGCCUUUUCACGUGUUACGACUUGCUGCACCCAGAUGUAGUCCUUGAAUUGGCAUGGAGGCAUAAUAUCAUGGACUUUGCAAUGCCUUAUUUCAUCCAAGUCAUGAGAGAAUACCUCACCAAAGUUGAUGAGCUGUUCUAUAAGGUGGAUAAUCUUGAUGCUUCUGAAAGUCUAAGGAAAGAAGAGGAGCAAGUAACUGAACCUACUCCAAUAGUAUUUGGCCAGCAGUUGAUGUUAACAGCAGGCCCCAGUGCAGUACCUCCCCAGACAAACUUUCCAUAUGGAUACACAGCACCAGGAUUCACCCAGCCACCUGUUUAUGGUUUCAAUAUGUAACUAGUUCUCUGACAGACAGACCUUCACUGUCUCUUCUUUCUUCACUUCCCUUUUUAACUUCUCUAAGGAGUGUACGAUGGUCCUAAAGGCACAGAUGACUUUCUGUUGUCUUAACACACUAGCUGCCCUGCUCAGUGAGGAGACUUCAACAGGAUGCCUGUUACUGUUAUUUAUUGAUUACUGUCCGAUUACAUUUCAGCCUCUGAAAGGCAGCUUUUGUUAAUGACAUUGUGAGAUUCUUGUCUGAAGUUAAGGCACUGCUUCACUAACCCAUAUAGCAAUAACUGCUUGAGGCCAGGGAGAAGAGAGCAUAUUUUUCUUUCUUUUGCGAAGCCCAUUAAAGGUAGCUGGGAAAUUGUAUGGUACCAAGUUGUUAAAAAGCUUUAGCUGAAGCUGCUGAAGUAGCAGAGUUGUUAACAAUUCAGUGAAGCAUCUCCUUAACGAAUUCAUCCAACUACCCCAUUUUGUUUGCAGUCCUGUGUGUGGGGGGGGAAAAAAAGGGCUUUCUAAUACUUAUGCUCUGAAUGUUUAGAGGAAUAAUGGGGAAGUUUCCUUUUCUGGACAUUAGUGCUGUUGGAGUUUGAUGCUGUUUGAGUCUGUUCUAUAUUUUCUGGAGUAGAUCUGAAACUCAAAGAAAAUAAAUCUUCUUGUGGCAGAGAGCAAAUAUUUCCCAGAUCCUUUUUGUUUAACAAGUGCGGGACCAUGUUACUUGUUGACAUUUAAUAGUACUAAAGAAAACUUCAUCUGUGUGUGGCAAGUGAAUGUGGGAGUGCAUAUGGCCUGCCAAAGUUGUUGAGGUGCAAGAGCACAGUAUCAGAACUAGGAAGGGAGAUAUAUUAUUAAAAUAAUGAGGUAGUAGGGAAAUGAUCCUGUCUUUUUAUUUGCACGUUUAGUUGGUUCUGGCAUUGGCUUCCUGCCACACUAUGUUCUGACCUCGUCUGAUGGGCAGUCAGCUCUACCUGAAUCAACAAGAUUCAGAGAUUCAGUUCUGCUGUGCUGCAGUAGCAUCAAUGGUGUCUACCACCCACCUCUUUCUUUUGAGAAUGCCUAUGAGGCUGUAUUACUGUUUUGUGCCGCUCUUCAAAUACCUGUAUCAUUAACAUUUUAUGUACUUAGAUAACAAUGUAUAAUUUAUGGUUAUGAAUCUUGUGCUAAUCUUAAUUAUUAUAAAAGUCUAACUAUAAAUGUAAAUCUGCAGUACCUAUUGUGUGGCUCUAGUCUUCAUGUCCUGGGGAUGGGGUCUGGUUAUUAUUACUAAUCUGCCACAUCAGGUAUCUUAAACUGAUCAAUAAGGAUGCCAGGCAGCAAAAAGGGAAACUUAUACCAAAGCACAUAAUAUAGAGGGCUCAGCAAGUGAUUUAAAAGGGAGUAGCAGUCUCUUCACCAGGCACAUCAGCACACUUUGUCAUGUGCAGAGGUAAUGCUGCAGGAGGCAGUCACGCUUAUGUAGCUUCAUUCAUUGGUCUGGAAAAUCAUAAGCGUAGUCCCAUGCCAGAGGAGGUGCUACUGUUAGUCUUCUAGGCUUUCUCCAAUGAAAUGCAUUAAUUUAGCAGCAAUAGCAGUGAGCUAUACCUUUCAUAUCAUGUUCUACUUGAAUGGGGCAAAUUGUCUUUAAAUGCCAACAAGUACAGAAUUAAUCAUAGAAUCCUGGAGUAGUUUGAUUUAAGGGAAUCUCUAAGAUUAUCUAGUUGCAACCCACUGCUAUAGACAGGAGCACCUCCCACUAUACUAGAUUGCUCAAAACCCCAUCCAGCCUGGAAAGUUUUAAAAUCAGUAGCUGUAGACAGUGUUGGCACAAUUCUAACAAUUAUGUUGUCUCUUGCUUGCUGUACUGUGUGAUAACAAUGGCAAAGAGAUGUGGUACCUACCUUUCUAAUGAAGGCCAGAAUGCUCCUAGUGCUUAUGUAAUGCUUUCGUUUUGUGCUGGUCAGCACUUAAUGGCUAAGCUUGCAAUAAUGAGCAGCUAAUGAUUUCAAGUAAAUCUGCGCUUCAUCUAGUCUUAGUCCUAGCAGGAGCUAGCUGGAUAGAGUGCUACUUUCCAGACAAACAGCGCUUAUACUCUGUAAUUGGUUUCUUGUGGGUCAACAGCGGUUUGGGUAAGGCAGCUGGAAUUAAAGAGAAACUCUAAAAUUAGUAUGACUGUGGAAGUUUCCUUCUCCUCAAAUUGAAAAUUUAGUGCAACUUUAUAGUAACAAUUACAAGCUCAUGUUGGAAUACAGUAAACUGCUAGAUUAAAUACUAGAACAGCACAUGACCUGUAGAGAACUGAACUAGCCUGAGAAUCUUUAAUUGCUUUAGUCUGGAAAUUUAACUACAGGAAUGACUGGGUUCACAAACAAGGUAAGGCAGUCAGCUCUCUUAAAUAGUUCUGCUUCAAUUGGUCUCCUGGUAUCUUAAGAUUUUGAUGCGUAUAAUGGCUUUUAUAAGUUCUGGAAUGUGUUCCGUUCUAAAAAGCAUCCAGAAUCCAGAAGCAUACUCUCAACUGUUACUGUGUGGCUGUAGCUAAAAUAUGCAACAAAUUCUUGCCCAUCAUUUAGUGGUCUAAGUGGAAGAAUUAAACAGUUUACAAAGAUGUAGUGUUCAUCCAAGUUUAAAAAAAAACUCAUUGUACCAAAUCUCCAAUCACAAACUCCCCUGGCUUUUCUGAGUUUGAAUGCUAUCAUGCAAAAUGGAUUGUGAUAGGCUUGGGAUACUGCUAAAGAGUAAUUUGCCUAAGGAUCUACAUAAUGUGUUUUACACACAUGCUUUUUUUCUUUCUUUUUUUUGAGAAAGCAGGCUUUUGUGAUUUCUCAGAUGUUAGGGGAGAUUUUCCCCACAAUGAUGAACUUUGCAACUAUGGGUCUGGCAUCAGAUGACAAACAAUUCACAAGCACUGCACUGCAGCCAUUUUAAUGUCUUGUGACCUAGGUGGAAACGGAGCUCUCAUCAAAUAACUGUAAGGGCACGUGCUUAUCUUGGCAUAAAAUUCCAACCUGUGUUCAGUUGCUCAUUCUGAGCUGGCACUUACUGAUAUCCUUUGUUCCCUCACAUUUUCAAGUGUUUCUGGGUUCUUUUGGUAUAAAAGCAAGGAAAAGGAAAAGGAAAGAAGAAUGUCCAAGAGCUACUUUUGGAAGCAGAAUUCUUUUAUAGCUGCUGCUGUCUGCUCUGUUGAGCCAAAUAAGCCAGCCCUAGAAACUGAGGAGGAAUUCAUCACUGGGUGUACGCCAAGAGUGCUUCACUCUCAUUUAUUCCCACAAAGUCAAAUUGGGUCAUCUUGAAUAUGUGAUAAAAUGUUAAGGAACGUAAAGCUGAGAAAUGAUUAACAAUAGGAGAGUUGCUUUGUAACAUGGGUGUGCAAUUAGGUUAUGUUUUGCAGAGUGAAUCAGUACUUUCAUAGCAACCUGCAGAUGUACCAGUUUAAUGGACCUGGAGUUUUUAAAAUUCUUUUACAUAUAUAUAUAUAUAUAAAUAUAUAUAUAUUUUUUUUACUUCAACAAGCUUUCAAAGAGUUGUGUGGUUUUUUUUGUUGUUGUUGUUGUUUUGUUUUGCUAGUAUAGCUUUCUUGUUUUUCUAUACUGCAUGUUUUCUGUGGGUAUAUUUCCAAAGGUAAGGAUAGAUCCUGACUCAUGUUUUACUAUUAAAAUGCCGUAAAAUUGUUAGCAUGCCUAUGUCAGUCUAGGUCUUUCAGUCUGGAGCCUUUUAGAUCUUUCAGAAAGGUAGCAGAAACCAUCAGUUUUCUUUCUUGCUUAAUAUAGACAAUGUCAGCCUUUUAAGUAUUCAUAUGAAUUUGAAAUGCAGUCAGUGAAAAGUAAAUCUUGUCUACCUGUUAUGUGUCAGAAUUUGUUUAUUCAGUUACAUGUUCUCCUGUGUUGCUUGGUGAGUCGAGGAGAGGUGCUGCUGUUUUUUUUUCCCUGUUUGCUGUGGUUUUAAUCAAGACUUCAAAAUCUUUUUAACAAGGAUUUCUAAUGGGCUGUUAAUAGAGACAAUGUUGGUAACUGCAUGUGUGUUCAAGUGGUGGUAACACAAGUUGUUUCAGAAGAGUAUCAUCUUUCUCAUUGUCACAGAGGUUCCUGCUGCACACACAUGAAAGCUAGUGAAACAUUGACUCACAAGCAUUCAAUAUGAUUGUUUCUCAUUGAAGUCUGUUAUGCAUAAGAUCUUUUUUUUUUAUGCCUAAGAGAACCUGAGAAGAAAUAACGUUUAUUAAUGUACCAUAAAACUCCAAGUGAUGUGGAUUAAUAAUGCAUGAGGAAACUUCUAGUGGUUUGAGUUGUAAUGGUUCUGAUGGUAGUGCUGUUUGUUUAAUGAGGUGAAGAAAUUUUCUGUUUCAAGGAUAUGUAAUAGAAAACUAUUGGUCACUUCUGGUCUUUAAAACCAUGGUGUGCUUGCAAGUUGUGCCAAUGAUGGGGGUCAGUAUGGUCAAAGAAGGGAUAAGUAGGAGCUGAUCAAGCAUGGUCUUUGUUUAUGGGCUUUCCAGAAUCCAGAAUAUUAUUUCUGCAAUCACUGUUUUAAAUAAACAAAAAACUAUGAAUGUUGCUUUCAUCUGCAGUAGUUCUCUUCUCUGUUCCAGUUGUUGGUAUCUGAGGAAGGAAUACCACAAGGUGUACAGGAUAUAAUAGCACUUGGCUAUGUCUUUAACAAUUCUCCUCUCUGUUUCUGUGGUGGCAGAAACAAGUCACAGCCAAUAGCAGAGAAAAGUGUAUGACCAGGUGGUUGUUUCCAUGAAAAUUCCUGGAUUGAGAGCUGUAAAAUAGAGGACUUGGUAUCCUGUCUCUAACAGUUUGUUGUAUACUUUUGACUUUGGGCCUUCUUUCUUUGCCUUUAUUGUUGUUUGAGGUGAACUGGCUCUGGAGGAGCAAAAUUACUUUAAAGCACUCUUUUUUCCAGAGAAGGUCAAACGUGUCUUCCUUCAGACUCAGGGCAGUGUUAGGAAAACCUCACUGGAUUGGCUUAUAGGAGUAUUCUACAGUAAGAUCUGACUGCAAUGAGCUCUGGGGGGUUCUGUUUGCAGACAGCAGUUUGUUGCUUUGCUUC
Molecule: messenger RNA, 10305 nt
Organism: Lagopus muta (rock ptarmigan)
Lineage: Eukaryota; Metazoa; Chordata; Aves; Galliformes; Phasianidae
Product: clathrin heavy chain 1-like
Exons: 35
Coding region: 346-5292 (1648 amino acids)
Biological process (GO): intracellular protein transport; receptor-mediated endocytosis
Cellular component (GO): extracellular exosome; clathrin complex; clathrin coat of trans-Golgi network vesicle
Molecular function (GO): clathrin light chain binding; structural molecule activity
Source: RefSeq, a predicted model, not a curated record